Zootoca vivipara (common lizard) is the source of this 4756-nucleotide messenger RNA. RefSeq names its product spindlin 1 (gene SPIN1). Gene Ontology annotation, biological process: gamete generation. Lineage: Eukaryota; Metazoa; Chordata; Lepidosauria; Squamata; Lacertidae. The record is from RefSeq and is a predicted model, not a curated record.
GGCCUCUCUCCUGGCAGCGGCGGCCGCGCAAGGCUGAGGGGAGGCUCCCAAUGUGGCAAGGGAGAGGAGGAGGAGGGCUGAGCAGCGGCGGCGGCGGAGGAGGAGGGGGCCGAGCGAGACAAGGGGAGCCGCCGCAGCAGCAACCGCCGCCGCCGAGGAGCUGAGCGGCCUGGCCGGGCGAGCAGGGGGUUGGCAGAGCCUCUGCAGCACUGGCACCCCCGCCGACGCCGCACCCCCGCCGGGCACCUCGCGCCCGCCCGGGUGCAGGCGGAGGCGGCGGAGGCAACGACGGCGGACAAGGAGGCUCGGGCAGCAGCAGCAGAGUAUUAUAAUUGAAGGAGCAUCUGUUACACUUGUGGGGAAACAUACUUCAUAUUUGGAUUAUUAUAGUUACUGCUUCAAGACGUAGGAGGACUUCACAACACCACCCAGAACUGGAUUUUCACCCUAGUUCAGCAGCUUUGCUGCUCACUUAAAUACAGAUGAAUGAAGACCCCAUUUGGAAAGGCACCAGGUCAGCGGUCCAGAGCUGAUCCAGCUGCUAGUCUUCAGUUCUAAUAAGUCAACAGGAAAAACAGCUUGCUGAUUCUCAAGGUUGGAAAUCUGAGUUGAUAUCCACUCCUACUCCACAACCUAGGGGCAUGCAGGUGUGUCUGCCAGCGUGAUGAAGAAGAGAGCUUCCCACAAAAAGCAUCGAAACAACGUGGGACCAAGCAAACCAAUGUCGCAACCUAGAAGAAAUAUUGUAGGCUGCAGAAUACAGCAUGGAUGGAAAGAAGGGAGUGGACCCGUGACACAAUGGAAAGGCACUGUCCUAGACCAGGUUCCUGUAAAUCCCUCCCUCUACCUUAUCAAAUAUGAUGGAUUUGAUUGUGUCUAUGGACUAGAACUGCACAAAGACGAAAGGGUUUCAGCACUCGAAGUCCUUCCAGAUAGAGUUGCUUCGUCUCGAAUCAGUGAUGCCCACCUGGCAGACACAAUGAUUGGCAAAGCAGUGGAGCAUAUGUUUGAAACUGAAGAUGGUUCAAAAGAUGAGUGGAGGGGAAUGGUCUUGGCUCGGGCACCAAUAAUGAACACAUGGUUUUAUAUUACCUAUGAGAAGGAUCCUGUCUUGUACAUGUACCAGCUCUUAGAUGACUAUAAAGAAGGUGAUCUCCGUAUUAUGCCUGAUUCCAAUGAUUCACCUCCAGCAGAACGGGAGCCUGGCGAAGUUGUGGACAGCCUAGUGGGGAAACAAGUGGAAUAUGCCAAAGAAGAUGGCUCAAAAAGGACUGGCAUGGUCAUUCAUCAGGUGGAAGCCAAACCCUCAGUCUAUUUCAUCAAGUUUGAUGAUGAUUUCCAUAUUUAUGUCUAUGAUUUGGUGAAGACAUCUUAGACACCACCAUGCAAACUUUUGCCAAACUUGUGGAACUUCAAUGUAAAAUUUGUAGACACAAAGACUUAAGUGCUUUCCAGUUUAUUUGAAAGCUUAAAUGUCCCUGCGAGCCCACAAUCUCUGCCAGGAAAACUAUUCCAUUGUGAACUAUACAAAUAGACUUUUAUGUGAACAUGACACAUUUUGUGUAAGGGAACUCCCUUUCUUGGAGGAAGUCUUCUGGUGGGUAUGUGGAUGAAGUUAGAGAGAACGGCAGCUGCAAAUUCAAGCUGUGUAAAGUGGAUCCAGCAACAUAAUCAUUAAUCUGAUUUCCCCCCACUCCCCAAAUAUAACUUUCCCUCACCGUCUCACAUAACUAUUCAACUGCCACAUGCAAGUCUAGCUUGAUAUUAUUACUUUCAUGUAUGUAUUAAGUUUUCUUGUCUGGCAGUCCUUGUUUUCACAGGGUUUGGGGCAAAGAUGACUAUACUAUGUUUAAAGCAGUGUUAAGGAGUGCCUAACCCAAUUUAACAUCGGUGUACUGUGUUCAGGUUAACUGUUGAGCUACUAUCACAUGAGAAUUUUGUACAUUUUAGUUGCAGGAAAAUAGAACAUGGCAGACAUGUAAUGCAGCUGAAUGCAGAGUAAGAGCCCAUAUUUGCAACUGUAGGACCUGGUCAAAACAUUCAAAGCAAGGAUGCCUUCAGUUCUCAAUGUCGUAGGCCUUUUUUUUGUUUUGUUAACUUUUAGCAGAAUCCAGGUGCUUGGUGCCCUAGCAGUCUAGAACUUCAUGUUAAUGUUAAAUACUCCGCAGCAACUACUGGGUGUCUCAGUAUCAAAACUAGCAACCUAGAUUCUUGUGUGUGGACUUAAAUCUGUUACGUGUAAAGACAAACCUCACAAGAGAAGAGUCCUCGUACAUUAAAGGCUUGUGUUGCAGAGGAGGAAAAUCAUUUGUUGCCUUCUACUUUGAUCUGCUGCAUUCCUUCUCAUUUUACUGUGUUUUGUUCAGGAAGGCACCUACUCCCCCCCCCCUUUUUCUGGCCUUUCUUCUUGGGGUUUACCCAGACAAGACAUUAUACAAACUCAAACCUGUUGUCGCCUUUUGUGCUGUACGUUGUAUUUUGCUUGAAGUAUGCUGUUUUAACGUGAACUUCGUUAAAAGGACACUGGGGUUCUGCAUGCUAGUGGGGGUACUGCCUAACAAAAGCUAGGCAGUCUCCGUGGUCCAGUCAUCUGCAGCAGAUUGUGGAUGUAAAUAAGCAGCCCACAGCCACAAAAUUUUCUUCUUCUCCUCCUCUCUCUCUCUCUCUCUUUCUCUUUCUCUCUCCCCCCUAUUCUUUCUUUUUUCUUUUUUUAAUUUGUAAGGUAGUAGAUUGGUGUGGCAGCUUUUUAAAGUAAUCAGUGGGAAAAUAUCAAACAGCAGCAAAGCUGAAGCAGGGCAUUGCAGUCUGCUUUGCACAUGUAAAUGAGAAGCAAGCACCAUUGUUUAUAUAUAGCUAGGAGGUAAAAAACAAACAAACGAGUGUUGCUGAUCAGCCUUUUGAGGUCCAAAUUACCUCGGGUGUGGGUCUACAUAUUAAACUCCAUGUGGUUUAAACUUCCUUUUUUAAUUUUGCCUGAUUUCAUAUUGUAGCCUUAAGGCUUGUGCCUCAUUAAUGCUCUUUAAUGGUAAUAAAUACCGUAUAAAUACAGUAUCUUAAACUUUUCCUGUCCCAUCGCUGCUGUUGCAUUGUGUACAGUAUUUCAUCAUGGGCAACCCCAAGGCAGGCUGUAGUCUUUUCCAUGAAGAGCUUCUCAAAUGCAGUCCUGAAGCCCUAAGUACCUGAGUCAUAAAUGUUCCUGUGUUCUUGAACCAAGUGAGCAGAUUUGCAACCCAGUGGGUUUUUUUGUUUGUUUGUUUGUUUGUUUGUUUUGUUUCCUCCUUCAUUCUGCAGAUCUGUAUGUUUUCUAUUGACUCUUUAGAGUCCUGCAUGUAAAUCUCAAAGCUGAGCCUGGCUCCAUGAGCCCAAGUUAAUAUUUGUGGCACAAGAAUGAGUGAGUGUAUUGCACCCACACACAAGAUACAUAAAACAUAGUACUUUGAAUUGUGGGCUACGUUAACAGUGAAUCCAAGGUGUGCCUCAAGGAUUGCUGAGGAUUAGGUAGACAGAAAAUGUUGCAUUCAAAGAGCUUGCAAGUGGAGGUUUUCUCCAAUACACCACAUUCUGCCAGUUGAGAGUGAUCUAUAUUCUGUAUAAAUUUUAUGGUUUUUAAAGUGUCCACAUUGUCUGCUUUUUUGAUAGCUUAAUCCACCUUUUUUUGAGGCUUGAGACUUGAUUCUACUCCCUGCCAAUCUGCUUUGGGCUUUGUUUUAGGCUCACGUUUCAGAUCUGCAUGUAGUGCUUGUUACCCUGGUAACUAAAUGUUGGUUCCUUUUCUUAGGGGUUCAACAUGAUUUUCCCAGUUAUCACGGGGCUUGUGGUGGCACAAGCUAUGGAUCUGUGUAUAAAAAGUUACUGGCCUUUCUCUCCAUUUACCUGCUGUAGUAUUGUAUAUUGUGUGUUUUGCGUGAUGUCAGGCUGCCCUGUAAAAUUUUAAAAAGACAAACUUAAAAUGCAGACCACCCCUUUUUUGCAUGCUUAGAAGGUAGAAUGUUCAAUGUAACAAACUUAAAAGUUGCAUGUUUAAAAAAUGUUUAGGUUUUUAGUUUCAGGGUUUUUUUUAAUUUUGUGUUCUUUGUGAAUUUGCUUAUUGUGCUGUUUUUAAUGGUGGUUAGUAGGAUAAAUGCACUGGUGAGGCAAACAUAGUGCCAACAGGAGGUAACUUUCCAGUUGUAUGUGUCAAGCAGCGUUUGAAGGGACCAUGUACUUUGCUCAAAAUGAAAUAAAAAACCAAUAAAAUUCAACAGUAUGCUUUUUUGUGCCAAAUCCUAAAUUAAGUUGAAGUAGAAUCAUAUUACGACACUCCCCCUCCCCAAAUAAUGAUGGAAAAAGCCUUUUUUCACUGAAUUGCUUAGCCUUCUUAAAUUGGUACAUUUGAAAAAUAAAGGCUUCUCCAGAGAUACAUUAAUUGCAACCAUUUCAGAGAACCCAAAAAAAGAGAAAAAGCUUCGAUGAUUUGUGGUUCCUUGGAAAUGCUGUGCUUUUUUGUAUUUUACAUCAUUAGUGCAAUUUGGAUGGUUCUUGGUAUGUGUAUAGUUCAAAGGUCUUCAUGUUCACACUUUAAAAUUAGGUAAAUGACUUCAUCUCUAGAGCUUGGUUUCAUUUUUUUUAUUUUUUAACAAUGUAGACAGUUCCCUGUUCUCUGCAUUUAGAAGUAUAAACACUUUAAAUCUGUUACUUAAUUCUGUAAGUAAUUUUUAUAAUUAUGAUGUAACUCUAUCCUUAAAACAUUUAAAAUAAACCCUUUAUGUGCAACUUA